Messenger RNA from Aaosphaeria arxii CBS 175.79, 2397 nucleotides. RefSeq lists its product as uncharacterized. Gene Ontology annotation, biological process: DNA-templated transcription. The transcript is spliced from 2 exons. Gene Ontology annotation, molecular function: single-stranded DNA binding. Lineage: Eukaryota; Fungi; Ascomycota; Dothideomycetes; Pleosporales. Gene Ontology annotation, cellular component: RNA polymerase III complex. The coding region runs from base 299 to 2275 and encodes 658 amino acids. The record is from RefSeq and is a predicted model, not a curated record.
CUUUUUCUUUGCUCGUAAUUAGAAACGAAUCUUCGAAUUGAAUUUUCUCCGCCUUUCUCAUAGAACCGGGAAUUCGUACACACUUCAGAAUAUGCUGUGACUUCUUGCGACCCGCUUUGUGCCAUUCGAGAGGCAUGCUUUUCUUUCACCUUUGACUUCAACUUCAUACAUUUUAUCCGUAAUAGAGCGGCGUAAGAGGCUGCCUUGAGCCACUGCGCUGAAGCAGAAACAUCCACCCAUCUCGACAUCCGUUUCCAUCCUCCGUAAAGGCCUGUCGCAUUGAACCUAUACCCCCACUAUGUCGUACGCUCAGCGCGACACGCCCAUCCUUGCGAAACUCUGCACGUUGCUUGUGGAAGACCAAUACGGCGAACUUGCUUCACGAAUCUUUACCGUUCUCGCUCGUCACGGUCGCCAGACUCUACCCUCCAUCGUCCGAGCAUCCUACCUCAACAGCAGGCAGAUCAAGUAUGGACUCAUCGUACUGAUCCAGCAGCACCUCGUCUUCCACUCUUCAUUCCUCGAUCCGACCACGACGUACUACGAGAUAGAUUGGCAGCAGGCAUAUUCGCUCGUGCGGUAUGGCAAAAUUCUGAAGGCGGUCGAAGAUCGGUUCGGUGGCAAGGCCGCGAACGUGAUGUCUAAUCUGAUUGCGCUCGGCCAUACUCGAAUCCAAGAUUUACGGGAAGCAUACUUUCCUCCGUCAGACAACAACAGCGAUGCAGGCUCCGACAGCGGACGAGUGAACGGAAAGGUGAAUGGCCACAAACCUAAUGGCACCGCGAAUGGAGCAAAUGGGCAUAACAACGGUCACAGUAAUGGUCACGGAGAGGGAGAGGAAGAUGUUAAUGAUCUCACAAUCCAAUCCGAAGAAGAGCUAGAUGCUAUCAUACAUCAUCUCAUGCUGGAAGGAUGGAUAAUAAGAGUUGACGAGAUCCAAUACCUCUCUCCAGGAGAUAUCCAGGGCAUGGUGCAACGAGAAGUCCUCGGUGAACAACACGACGGCAAGAUGCCCAGUGGCGUCAAAGCAAAAGAGCAAAUGGUCUUUGAAAUCAACUCACGGAAACGAGCCAUGCGGGACGACUGGUGUCGAGUGCCCAAAUGCAACUCUCGAAAGCGAUUAGCAUCCGAUCCCGACUUCAGCAGGACCACAAAACGCCUGAAACAAGGCGCGCUCGAAUGGCAGCCACGAGACGCAAACAACAUCGUCAUGCUAGAAAGCGGCCUCGUCAUCCGCACGAAUCCAGAGAAGAUCUCCGUCGCCCUCCGCACCGAGCAGCUCGUCCACCUCGUAGAGCAACGCCUUGGCCCCGUCACAGCCAAAAUCUACGAAGUCAUGCUCCGCCUCAUGGAAACAACCAUAGCCCGCGCCUACGAACCCUACGCCGAUCCACCCCCCUCCGACCCGGACGCAAUGGGACCCGAAGUCCAAGACAAGCACCUCGUAACCGCGCAAGACGUCGCGAAGAAACUCGACAAAGACCUCGACAUCCUCGACGGCCUAGACCCCUACCACGUCGUCCGACUCGUCGAAGCCGACACGCGCGUUCGCUACGACACCACGAACCGGCAAAUCAACCCGCCCGUCGAUCCCACAACCCUCAGCUACCAAACCCGCACCAAAGUCAUCGACUGCCACAUCCGCCGCCUCGCCGACGACCCCUUCCACUUCACGACCUGGCAUUCCCGCGCCGGCUUCUCACAGUGGCACGUCGAGUUCGACGAGCUCUCCAAAUCCCUCAUCCAGCACGAAAUCGAAACAACCAUCCAAUCCCGCGGCGGCGACCGCGGCCCCCUCGGCGUCAAACUCAUCCGCGCCCUCAAAAAGAAAGGCAAACUCGACGAGCGCCAAACCUGCAACACGAUGAUGAUGCCCGCCGGCGAGAUCCGCCAGAUCGCCAACGAAAUGGCAGUCCAGGGCUUCGUGCAAACACAAGAGAUCCCGAAAGUCGAGCGCCGCGAGGCGAAGCACUCCAUCCACCUCAUAUGGUACGACCGGCAGCGCGCGCGCGAGAAGCUGCUGCACGACACGUACAAAGGCAUGAUACGGAUCCUGCAGCGCAUCGCGUUCGAGAAGGAGAAGGUGCGGGAGCUGCUGAAUAAGGCCGAGAGGAGCGAUGUCGUGGGGAAUGAGGAGAAGUGGCUGAGUCAGGACGAGUUGAGCGUGCUGAGGAAGUGGAAGGAGGUGCAGGAUAAAUUGCUGCUGCAGUUGCUCAGGGAGGACGAUCUCGUGGCGACGUUGAGGGAUCAUACCGGGCCGUUGACGUCGCCUUGAUGGACGGACGCGACCUCAGUAGUAAGAUUAUUCGAGAUUCCCACAUCACGAAAGAUACAAAUACACGUAUGUACAUAUGGUAUGUAGCAUGCAGAAGAACCCAAAUCAAAAGUAUACCAACC